This is a messenger RNA of Melanotaenia boesemani (Boeseman's rainbowfish), 2559 nucleotides long. RefSeq names its product cerebellin 1 precursor (gene cbln1). The record is from RefSeq and is a predicted model, not a curated record. Lineage: Eukaryota; Metazoa; Chordata; Actinopteri; Atheriniformes; Melanotaeniidae. Gene Ontology annotation, molecular function: protein binding. Bases 528 to 1103 code for a protein of 191 amino acids. Gene Ontology annotation, cellular component: glutamatergic synapse; synaptic cleft. The transcript is spliced from 3 exons.
GAAAAGAAAAAAAAAGGUUGGUUUAGGGCGGGAGCAUCUUUCGCUCACGCGCCACGUCCUUUUCUCCUGAGCCUUUUGUGUUUCAAACUCUCAUAUCUCACGUAUCAAUAAUUCAGGUGCGCGCGAGAGAGCACCCGCGCGCUAUGAGUUCUGCUGCUGCCUCCUCACUCGUCCAGGGCCCCUCAGCACGGCGCGCGACUCACGCUCAUCGUGUUUCCAAGUGACAGAAAAGCUGCUGAGAAGUGAAAAAAAGAGGAGAAGAACGGGUGAAAACUGGAGAGCUGACUGGAGGUACAGGUGUAAAAGACACAUUUCUGAAAAGAGAAAAGAAGAGACACCUUGAAAAAGCCCAAACCGUCUGGUUUCUGCUCACAGAGCGCGCGAAGCGAAGCGGGGUCCAGCUGUGAAGCGACCGGUUUCAGGUUUAUUGGGGAAAGCCGGGACACUUCUUACUUUUCCUUAAAAGGAAGCGACGCUCAGUCUGAAGUGUGAAGACGACCGAAGAAGUUCGCCUCUCCGUUUUGGGCAUGUUGGCGUUUUGCCUCCUAAGUGCCGCGUGGCUCGCGGCGAGCCCGGUCCGCGCUCAAAACGAGACCGAACCCAUCGUCUUGGAGGGGAAGUGCCUGGUAGUGUGCGACUCCAACCCCACCGCCGACCCCACGGGCACGGCGCUCGGGAUCUCGGUGCGCUCCGGCAGCGCAAAAGUGGCGUUUUCCGCAGUCCGGAACACCAACCACGAGCCCUCCGAGAUGAGCAACCGGACUAUGGUCAUCUACUUCGAUCGGGUUCUAGUAAACGUUGGGAGGAAUUUUGACGAGGAGAGGAGUAAUUUCAUUGCGCCACGUAAAGGGAUUUACAGUUUUAACUUCCAUGUAGUCAAAGUCUACAACCGUCAAACCAUACAGGUGAGCCUGAUGCACAACGGUUGGCCGGUGAUCUCGGCAUUCGCUGGCGACCAGGAUGUGACGCGUGAGGCUGCCAGCAAUGGUGUUCUGAUCCAGAUGGAGAAGGGGGACCGGGCCUACCUCAAACUGGAGAGAGGAAACCUAAUGGGAGGAUGGAAAUACUCCACCUUCUCUGGCUUCCUGGUGUUCCCAAUGUAGAGCGGAGGAGGGGGAGGAGGAACAGGGGGCGGCUGGUGGAAGACGGAAAGUAUGAUGAAGAUAAGGAAAAGCCAGAAAAGUGGGGGGUGAAGAGGGAAAGGACAAAAACAAGAUGGUGGAGAAGGAAAUGAAGACUGGGAUGUGACAUCAGACUUCUGUUUGGGACUUUGCAGAGGGAGGAGGGAUGAGGAAGGAUGGAAGAUGAUGAGAUUAUAGGAGGGUAAAAUAAGUGAGCAGUUACGGAGCCAGUACAUUAGAGAGUACGGCCAGCUUCUUCACUUCCCUUCCCCCUUUCAUCCAUCCUUUUCCUCCCUCAGUUUUUCUCUGUGGCUUGACUGCAGCUUUGGACAGCCAAAACUUUUUUAUUCUUUGCUGAAAGACGCAACUGAUCAUUUGUAUGUGUUUUCAAGCCUGAGUAUAAAUAUCCCUCCUUCCCUCCUCACUCAUUCAUCCACUCAUCAAUCACCAUCAACAUCAGCUUUGAAGAAUGUUUCUUAAGCAACUGCUCCCCACUUUUCCCAUUUUCUGUUCCAUAUUUUUAGUCUUUUUGUCUUAUACGUGAAAUAAAUUGCACUGAUUUUGGAUCAGAUUCAACCCUUAAGCCAAACUAGAAUUUUUUAUAGGGAAAAUAUUAAACUCUGAUCUCAAAAUCAGGGGCUAAGGGCACGUUUGCCUUCCCUGUAAAGCUGUAUUUCAUGUUGAUCAUUACAGUUAUUAGCUUUAUGUUGUGUUCCUGAAAUGUUUCUUCUGCUGUCUAUUAACCAGUCCACCCAUCACAAGUUUUAACUUUUUAAUUAUUUCUAGAUAUUUAUGGCAUGUGUUAAAAGUCUGAUAAAGAUCAAUACUCUGCUUAAAUUCUAGAAAGGAAAGAUGCAGAACUUAAAGGACAAGAUGUGAUGCUUACUUAAGAAAAUGCAUAACCUUUUCCAUUUAGCUUAUUUUAGAGUCUGAAUCUUUAAAAUGAUAUCUAAUUUUCUUUAGUUUCCACCAAAUGUCAGGAUUUGUGUAUGGCACAAGCAUGUAGCAGUUUGUCUUUAGUUAAAAACGACAAUACAAUGCAGAAAUUAGGACAUAGAUUAUGAAAUGUUUGUUUUUUAACUUGUAUUUAAAAACCAAAAGAUGUUAACAUUCCCAAGAGGUUACUAGCAAAGAGCUUUUUAGGUGUUUGUGUUCCCUGUAAGAAAAGAAGUUUGAGAAGCUGAUUCUUGCUCACUUUGCUCUGAUUGGACAGCUCCUCUGGCCUGAAUAGAAAACAACCACAUGGGUUCUGCUGAAAUUCCAAAUUUAAGAAAGGCUUAACUGGAUUAAAAGAAAGUACACACUCCGAGUGCAAGAUGUGACUGUGCAAACAGCUGCAAAAUUAGAUUUUUGUCACUAUGAACCAGAUACGGUCGUAUAGUGAAUGUGAAGGUAUGCUUUCCAUUGUUGUAUGCACGGAGGGGAGCCUAAUCUUGUC